UAAGCCAAAGUGCAGAAUGCUAUGUCGGAAAAAGCAGUGGGGUGUGGUAGCCCUGUGCCUUGUGGUUUCCAUUUGGAAGAUUUACAAGUCAGUGUUCCUGGGAUCCUCAUCUUCCUCAAACAGCAUUGCCGAAUGGUCAAUAGAGUCAUUCUUGGAGGGAAAACCUUGUAACCCUAACAGAUGUUUCAGGAAUAGCAACUCGGACUGGUUCUGUGAACGCUUUGAACCCUCAGUAAACUGCCUGCUGCAUCCUGAAAAUCCAGACGUCCCCGCAAAGACCCAGCAAUGGUGGCUGAAACUGCAAAGAUCUCGGAAUGGGAACCAGCUCCAAGAGAUAAUAAAACAUCUGUUUGACAUCCUUUCAUCUCCCACUGCUAGAGCUCAUAAUAUUACCCACUGUGGAACAUGUUCUGUAGUUGGAAAUUCAGGGAAUCUGAGGAGCUCCAAAUAUGGUAAAAAGAUUGACUCUCACGAUUUUGUGCUGAGGAUGAACAAAGCACCCACUGCAGGCUUCGAGGAAGAUGUUGGAGCAAAAACCACUCACCAUUUCAUGUAUCCAGAGAGUGCUAUCAACCUCAAUCCUGGAGUCCAUCUGGUGCUGGUUCCAUUCAAACCUUUGGAUCUAGAAUGGCUGACCAGUGCUCUUUCCUCAGGAGAUAUUCAGUACACAUAUGAAAGAGUGAAACAAUUCAUCAAAGCAGACAAAGACAAGAUUCUAAUAGUGAAUCCCACCUUUCUGAAAUACAUCCAUGAUAAGUGGACCAAGAAACAUGGGAAGUAUCCUUCCACUGGAUUGAUUGCAUUGAUCUUCGCCAUCCACACUUGUACUCAGGUCUCUGUGUUUGGUUUUGGAGCAGACAGCAAUGGGAACUGGCACCACUUCUGGGAAGAGAACGAUAAUCCUGGAGGAUUCCACAAGACCGGGGUGCAUGAUGCUGUUUUUGAACAAAGGCUGAUUGAAAGACUAGCAACAGAAGGCAAAGUGGCCUUUUAUAAAUAGCUCGGGGAGAAAGGCAGCAUGGUCUAGUCCAGACCUGGGCAUUAUAUGGCCCGUAUGAGUCACAAAUAGUAAAAAAUGUUAACAUUUUGUCUACUA
This is a messenger RNA of Sphaerodactylus townsendi, 1096 nucleotides long. RefSeq names its product CMP-N-acetylneuraminate-beta-galactosamide-alpha-2,3-sialyltransferase 2-like. The transcript is spliced from 6 exons. Lineage: Eukaryota; Metazoa; Chordata; Lepidosauria; Squamata; Sphaerodactylidae. The record is from RefSeq and is a predicted model, not a curated record. Gene Ontology annotation, molecular function: beta-galactoside (CMP) alpha-2,3-sialyltransferase activity. The coding region runs from base 17 to 1000 and encodes 327 amino acids.